Molecule: messenger RNA, 2373 nt
Organism: Rubroshorea leprosula
Lineage: Eukaryota; Viridiplantae; Streptophyta; Magnoliopsida; Malvales; Dipterocarpaceae
Source: the annotation of a GenBank genome assembly
GACAUUUCCAGAGGAUUUCGUAGUUGAUUUUUUCAGGUAAUAACAAAUGGACUAUUUUAGAGAAGUUGGAGAACUCCGGGGUAACCAGGGUAUAGAAGAGGAAGAGCGUGUGAUGUCCGCAGAGCCGAUUGCAAUGAUUGUUCCGCCGGAAUUGCAAGACUUGCUGGAAACCCUUACAUCUGAGAGUAGUGCCAGUUCAAGCGCACAAGAGGGUGACAACCACCACACUUCAUCAUCUAGUAGCUCGUCUUUUGAAGAGACACCCAGCUGCGAGGAAGAGACGAGGAAUGUGGUUGGCAAUGAACCAGAUCUGCCCAUGGUUGGAGAAUGGGAAAAUAAGGCAAUCACGGGUAGAUUGAGCAACCUACGGAAGGCGCCCAAAGAUUUGCCUUCUAGGUUUAGGUUCAGGGCGGCACUUCAUCAUGAAGUGGCUGACAGCACACCCUCCAUAAGUGGAUACAAGAAACUAGAGGAGAUGACAGGCUGGAUACUAGUGUACGUGGAUCACUUUGACGCUGGCUUACGAUUUCCCCUACCCGGGCUGAUAUUUGAUCUACUGGCGGAUUACGAGCUGGCUCUGACGCAACUGACGCCCAACAGCAUAAGGUUCAUCAUAGGCUUUAUGCUGUUGUGUGCGAGGUUGGAGGUACCGGCCAAGGCGAUAGUGUUCAAGUCGCUGUUCAAGGGUCGGCUGUGCCCAAACUCCAGAGGUGCGAAGUGGUACUACCUCUCUGGGAGGGAGAAGAGCCAGCUCUUUAAAAACGUGAGGAAUAAGGUGGCGAGGUGGAAGAGGCAGUUCGUUUUUUUGCUACCUCGGGACACGGAUAUAAAGAAUCAGCUGCUACAGUAUGCGAGGAGGAAGAAUUUGAUAGACUUAGAAGCCUUGGAGCAGUUCGCAGUGUUCGGGUUUGUUGACGUGGCAAACCAGUUCGCAGAAGGAGAAAUGAGUAGCAUCUUGGAGAGGCAGCGCCAACAAGCCCAGGGCUCCCAAGGUCGCGCGGCGAGCAACGCUUCACAAAGGCCUCGCGACGAGCAGAGGGUUGAAGCUGUGGCCCCUAGUACACGCAGGUGUGCACGUGAGGAGAUUGACAACAAAGAUGAAGUCCCCCUUGUGUGGCGCAGAACAAGUCUGGGGGCUCAGCCCACGCAGGUUGCUCAAACUACAACCGCGCACUCAUCAAACGCGCCAUCUGCACGACACGAGCAGCAGCUAAGCCCAUACCUGCGUCGACCUCACUGUCAGCGCCCAGGAUUGCAUCGCCAACGGGCUAGGACUUAUGUACAACAGCAUGGAGGGCAGGUCGCCAUGAUCAAAUUGAUGGACGCGUUCAGCUACGCGGUCGUGUUGUUUGAGAACGAUCAAGGAGCUUGCACUCAGAACAACGAGCUUAGUGCCAACUGCAAACAGUUGGCCGCAGAAAAGGCUAGCCUGGUGGAUGACGUCAAUCGUUUGCAAGGCUCGGAGAUGGCCAACCGAGCUGCUUCAGCGGAGAGUAGAGCAGAAGAGCUUGCGAGCAGGAACAAUGAGCUCAGGGAGAAGCUAGAGAGGGCCCGUGCUGAAAAAGAAAGCGAGAUCCAGGUAGCUAGGGACAAGGCCACCCGCGUUGAGGAACGGGCUAAGAAGGCCGAGGCUGAGAGGGACCAUGCUUUGAACGAGCUGGGCUCCUUAAGAAACCAGGUCACCGAGGCCACCAAGAACCUCAACGGCGCUGAAGAGGCCCUGAACGAAUUGAAGACAUCUCACGGGCACUCUGUAAGCAUCGCCCGAGCUCAUGGGGCAGAAUGGCUGGUGGGGUCGAUUGCGUUCCAAGACGCAGUGGUAGUGGCGUUUGCAAACAUGACCACGGAGAUCUAUGACGAGAUCCGUGAGAAGGUGCUGCAACAUUGCCCGGACUUCCCAAUACGCGAGUUGGCAUUCUUCGAUGGGGAGGACCUCGACAAGCAGGGUAAGAGCCUUGCUCCACUUGCAGAUGCGACGGUGCGGUUGAGAUGGGAGCUCAACGAGGAGGAGGUACCUGUUUGGCCUCGCUCAGUCCUAGAAGAAAGGGAGGAUUUAGAGGGCCUACCCUCAUUUGAUGCAUGGCUACUGCACCAGCCCGCUAGCCCGCUGCCCAGCCAUCUCCAGCUCGAGCCGAAGAUGCUCUUACUGACGCGUCCACGCCCUCAACCUGACGGACAAUUAGUUUAGGAUUUUACAUCUUGAUCUUUUGUAUUUUUUGUUUCCUUUUCUUGAACAAUUGUAUCACAAUCUCCUGCACUAAAACUUGUAAUUUUUCGAAGAGAAAUAGAAAGUUGGAGAUUAUAUCGAAUUGUUCUUCUUUAUUGUAUUGUAUAUAUGGUUUACAUUUCCUUGAACAAAUUCCUCAUUAACAU